Molecule: messenger RNA, 899 nt
Organism: Physella acuta
Lineage: Eukaryota; Metazoa; Mollusca; Gastropoda; Physidae
Source: RefSeq, a predicted model, not a curated record
UAGAAGAAAACGCACUAUUUUUAAAUGGAGAAAAUUGUGAUGUAUUUCUUGUUCUUCUAAGUAUGAUUGUUUUAUCGAUCGUGAUCUGCUUGGUGCACACCUCAACCGCUCUAGCAGAACACAACCAUGUUAACAGAAGAUUACACAACGACGAUCUGGAGCCCCAAGACGAGCCCGAAGGGGAGCCGGACGAAGAGAGCUCCACAUUUGGCGUGGAAAUAGCGCUCUACUCCUGCCUCAUCAUCCUGGCCAGCGUCGGCAUCUUCUGCACCUUCCGCAAGCCCAAACCCCCGCCCCCGCAGGAGCGGCGCGUCAGCAAGGAGCCCACGCCGGAACAGAGCAACGCCGGGACUAUCCCCAACCUAGAGGCUAUGGACGAGGCCCAAAAAACGGAAGGUUCUGUAGUUGGAGACGAUAAGAAAUCUAAAUCGGGGUCUGGCAACAGUGGCAACAGUGGCAACACUGCCGUGUCCGCGCCUUCCGGAGCGUCGACUAUAUCGAAAAUUUCCAGAGUCGAUGAGGAGCCAAGCGACUCGGCGUCGUACGUGUCCGAUACGUCCUCCGUGUCGCAAGCUUCCCGCCCAACAAAAGCGUCGAGUUGAUUGGCGCAUGCGCACUGCCCUUUCUCGCAGCAGAGACUGAUCGUGUGGACGGCAGCUACGUUGAAUUAUAGUGAACUGUUAUGGGGUUAGGCGUACCUGUAUGAGUGAAUAGAACUACUGGUGAAUGUGGACUUUGAUGAGCUGACGUUUUAUUUAUAAGCUGUGCUAUCAUGUUUUGUAUAGAGUUACUCAUUAUUGAUUUAUAUAAUUUAAACCUAGAACACAUGCAUUGAUAUACAUUACAUGGUACGUUGUUUUUAUUAAACAACACAAACAUAUAAUUAUUCUUAUAUAGAU